Molecule: messenger RNA, 859 nt
Organism: Neodiprion fabricii
Lineage: Eukaryota; Metazoa; Arthropoda; Insecta; Hymenoptera; Diprionidae
Gene: mRpL50
Product: 39S ribosomal protein L50, mitochondrial
Exons: 5
Coding region: 76-732 (218 amino acids)
Cellular component (GO): mitochondrion; mitochondrial large ribosomal subunit
Source: RefSeq, a predicted model, not a curated record
GAUUCACAGCUCGUGCUGCCACUGCUUCUGCUGCUUCUCGUUUUCCAAUCUUCGAACGCUACUUCGGUUAACAAUAUGGCGGCGCUCAUACGGCAUGCUUGGCAAGCGAGUUCUUCCAAAUAUUCCACACUGCUGAGGAGCGCACUAACGGGUGGCACUACUGAUGCUCGCCGUGAUUUCGCCGCGGUGAAAAAAUUUGGCAAGAAGAAAAAAAAUGAGAAAGAAAGCAGAUUCCGAAAAACGAUUAACCUUGCGACACUGCAGGCCGAACGAGAGUCACUCGCCACCAGAGGUUACUUGCGGCCGCAAAAAUCUUACUCACCGGCUACUGACGUCAUGGAACGUCUGGACAAAGUUUGCCAUGACGAAGGUUUGAAAAUUGUAAAUGAAACGCGUCUGGACGAACCAAUCGUACGUUACAAAUUGUUCACAGCGUGCGGAAAAGAAUUCAGUCAUGCGAUUCCGAAUUCUCUGUUACACACCGUGGAGACUAUUGCUGACCUGCGCAAGUUUUAUCUAACCCCUGUAAAUGCCACGGUACCCUUGGACGCUAUGCGGGACCAAAAUUUACCUGAGAAUCUACAUAUUCAGUACGAGUAUCAUCGGUUUAUUCCUGAAACGGAUACCAUGUUCGGAGGGAAGACCGCUUUUCCGAAGAGCUCUACUCUUGUAACAGGUCUGAAAUACAAGAAGAAGUACCCAGGUCAUACGGCCAAAACUUCUUGGCCCUGAUUUCCACUUCCCGAGCCUGGUUAAUGUGCAAAUUUAAAAAAAAAAAGAAAAAUAUUCCAUAUAGUAGUCAUGUAUAUUGAAUUGUAUGAUUUCAAUCACCGUUAAAUAUAAUCGGAGAUAAAAACUG